Molecule: messenger RNA, 1355 nt
Organism: Xylaria bambusicola
Lineage: Eukaryota; Fungi; Ascomycota; Sordariomycetes; Xylariales; Xylariaceae
Product: cytochrome P450
Exons: 5
Coding region: 169-945 (258 amino acids)
Molecular function (GO): heme binding; monooxygenase activity; oxidoreductase activity, acting on paired donors, with incorporation or reduction of molecular oxygen
Source: RefSeq, a predicted model, not a curated record
UGCCGCCAACGAUACUUAGUAGCAAAAUCGCGACUAGCUUUAACAUGCUUUACGAAUGGACCGGUCUACACUUCUUGAAUAGAUCUGAUCUUCAUGCCCAUGUCAUGAAGCGCAAAUUAGCACCAGAGCUGUCGAAAUAUCUUGAGAUUGCCGCCCAGGAAGUCGACUAUGGCUGGAAGAUUGAUGUGCCUCAUACGGAUGACUGGGUUGAAGUUGAUAUCCAAGAAAUUAUUCGCAUGCAAGUCGCUCGCAUGUCAGCUAGGAUCUUCGUCGGAGAGCCAGCCUGCCGAGAUCCAGUGUGGCUCAGGUGUUCACACCACAUCUACGAAUACUUCAAUCUUCUUGUUUGAACUUUGCGAGCACCCCGAGUGGCUCCCCCUUUUGCGGGACGAAAUCGAAGAAGUCAACAGACAGACGGGCGAUGCUUCCAGGACUGAUAUCAGACGGUGGCACCGAAACCUAGACCGCAUGGAUUCAUUCCUGUUGGAGUGUUUCAGAUUUCACCCUCCUAUUCUUCUAGUGAGCCCUCAAAGAGUAGCGCUUGAGCCAUAUACGCUCAAGGACGGAACACAUAUUCCCAAGGGGUGCAGAAUCGCAUUUGCCAAUGGCGAUCACCAGAUGGACCCCGAAGUUACGCCAGACCCUCAGACCUUUGACCCGAUGCGGAGCUACCGCAAGCGGCAGUCAGACCGGCUUCAGUACGACAGGAACCAAGCUGUACUUACGGAUUUAAACAACAAUUUGACGUUUGGGUACGGAAACCAGGCCUGUCCGGGAAGGUUUCUGGGCGUGGCUGAGGUCAAAUUCCUGCUUGCGCGGCUACUUACCGAGUUCGACUUCAAAUAUCCUGAGGGUAAAUCUAUGCCUAAGACUCUCCACGCAGAUGAGAACGUGUUCCCCGAGCCAAGCGCAAAGCUGAUGAUGAGGAAGAGGCGAUAUGACUAAUGUGCUUAAAGCGAUUAAAAUUUUCGCGAAGCAUGGCAUUAAUGGGCUAACAUGGUUAUAUCUAAAUUGUCUAUCUAGAAAACUUGCGAGUGCGUUUGUUCGUAGCAUGGGGCUAUUGGCAGAGGCUUAUGUGUAUUAUUACCCUUAUCAGCCAGCAAUAACUGGAAACGCCGCCUUACGGCCUAAUGAUGAUAUGAGCCUAGGUUCCGGUUCCUCAAUAUUCAUAAUAAAUAAAUCGUAUGCUCUUGUGCCAAUACGCAUUGCGAGGCCAGGUUGAAGAAUACAAAGUCAGCAAGCUACUAUGUAAGAAGUCUUGAGCCUGAAACCUGAGCGGCCUCCACACCCACUAUACACUCUGCUAGCGUUAAGAGUAUUUAAAUAGUAUCUAUCCCAUCAACAGUCAAGGAUCU